Messenger RNA from Coregonus sp. 'balchen', 6263 nucleotides. The record is from the annotation of a GenBank genome assembly. Lineage: Eukaryota; Metazoa; Chordata; Actinopteri; Salmoniformes; Salmonidae.
CUGUAUCGGAGUGUUUGAUGGCAAUGAGCUCAUUGUACAGUAGUCCAUCACGCAUCUGACUAGCUCCUGCUCUCCUCAUGCUGGGUAGAUUUAUACAAAGCUUCAUCACACACUCUAAUCCAGCAUUCAGGAGUCCACAGUUCAGACAGAGUUCAACAUAACAAGAUUGUCUGAUCCUCUGUAUCAACAAAACAAAAUUAAAGGUAAGAUGAAAAUGUCCUAUACAAUCUGUCUGUUGCUAAUGUCGUGUAGCUGAUUUACUGUACAUUGCUCUGUUGGUUUAUGGCACCAUUUUAAUUUAUCUUUUAUAUAUCUUUAUAACUUUGAACUGUUACUGAUAAGGAUUAACGUUUUUAAACAGAUUGAUACUGUAGUAGAUUUACCUGUGAAUGCUCCACCCUCUCUCUCACCACACCACCCCUUCUCUCCCUGCUCUCCCACUUUCUCCCUGUCUCAUUCUCUUUUCUCUCAGCCCUCUCAGUCUGUCAGUAUGAAGGUGUUAGAGGUGGGAGACUCAGUGAGUCAGUUCAGGUUGGCUGAGUCGUGUGUGGGGCUGGCAGGGUGUCUGUGUGUGGCCUACUCUGUUUGGACCCCUUGCUGGCUCAAUGACCAGGGACUGUGGUCUAUAGGCAACAACAGCACCAACACAGACAGUGAUGGUGACCAGACUGGGGGCAUCAUCUUUAACGGUGAGUCAAGAAGCUACAUUGACCGUCAGCAUCAACUUUGGCUCUGUACAGCAUCAAAUUUGGCUCUGUUUGACUCAGAAUUAGAGAUGUUUAUUACCCUUGUGUAAGCAGGGUGUAUUAAUGUCAGUGACAUGUUUAUACAAUUUAGUUUAUGAUGUUACGGUAAUACUAACUGUUUUUUAAAAUUUAUUUUACCUUUAUUUUACCAGGUUAUUCUCAUUGAGAUAGAAAUCAGAGACCUGGUUGCUAAUUCAAAGUGUGUGGUUGCACCUAAUGGAAUGCUUAAGGUAGCAGAUGUACAAGGAGAGGCUUAACUGUGAGUGUUGUUGAACAUUUUAGUUACACUUAAGGUUGGCUGUCUGCCUUUGGCACUGUGGAGUUUUCCCUCAGAAUCCCAGUGAUGUGUACAGGUGUGGACUUGCUCCUGAAGCAAUCAUCCACAUUCUCAGAGAACAGGAGGAGAGGUAGAUGGGAGGGGGAUGUUAAACUUUUAGGGCUGAAGAGGGUGUACAACAGGUAAUAUACACAUCCCAAAUUUCUCCACCAGUGCUGGGCCAAAGAAAAAGCUGAUGUUAAAGAUAGAAAAGCUUGCAUACAGUUCAUGCUGCUCCCCUGCUUUAUUCCUGCACCCAUAUACUGUAUAUAAACGGCAGCGAAAUAUGCCGUGUGGAGGCGUUUCUUCUAUUGAUUAACUUUUAGGGCCUCUCACAAACCUGACAGGUUUGUUAGGUUAGCUGUUUAGUGUGGUUUUUUAGGCAGUAAGGGUAUCUGAUUAAAGCAAUUGCCUCUCACUGUUGUUCUCUGUUUAGUAUGACAUCAAAGAGGGACAAUGUUAGAAUGAUAGAUCAGCAGUCAAUUUGACAAUAAAUGACAUUGUGUAUUGUCAUUGCAUUGACAUUGACAAUGGUCCUUGUAUUCGUCUCCGUUCAGAAUAAUUAUUGGGAUCUUGAAGAGUUUUUCAGAAGUGACAUAGCCGGUUGUUAUUGCUCUCUCUUCUAUGUUGGACUUGAAUAUAGCCUGCAGAUGUAGACAGGUUUAGACAUGAACUCUAGUUCACUGCUGAGAGGAAGAAGAGCUCAACGCCCACAUAACUGAGAAACACUGUCCGAGGCAGAAAUUAUUACAAGUCACUGUAAAAUCAUGUGUCACUGUUUACAUAUUAUAACCCCUCUGUGUGUGUGUGUGUGUGUGUGUGUGUGUGUGUGUGUGUGUGUGUGUGUGUGUUAUGUAUGUGUGUGUGUGUGUGUGUGUGUGUGUGUGUGUGUCUUCAGCCCUGGAGGCAGAGCAAGUGUUUGGGGUACUGUCCUUCUUCAUGGCUGUGAAUUCGGGGGCUCUGUGCCUCGUGUUCGCCCUCUGCUGGACAUCCCAGACAGUGCGCUCCUACUCCAACACCCGUUCCCUCCUCAUGUCAGGCCAGGCCCUCUACCCCACCGUCCUGCUAAUCCUCACUCUGGGACCCACAGGUCAGUAUGGGUCCAGGGCACAGGCCUGAAAGGAAGAAAGUGUGCAUGUGUAAAGUAUUGGAACAGGGGCUUUGAGUCCACAUCCUGCAAGAAUCUAUCUAUGUUGCUUUUAACGAUGCAAAACAUGUUUUGAUCAGUGGAGGCUCCUCAGAGGAGGAAGAGGGGGACCAUCCUCCUCAGUGAAUUUCUUACAAAUAAAAAUGGUAAAACAUUAAAAAGUUAUCAUUUUUAGAUAAAACUCUACUAAAUAUAUUAUCGUCACCAAAUAAUUGAUGAAAACACACUGUUUUGCAAUGAAGGUCUACAGUAGCCUCAACAGCACUCUGUAUGGUAGCACCAUGGUGUAGCCGGAGGACAGCUAGCUUCCGUUUUCCUCUUGGUACAUUGACUUCAAUACAAAACCUAGGAGGCUCUUGGUCCUCACCCCCUUCCAUAGACUUCCGGAGGACAUGCUCCAACUUAUCAGAGCUCAUGCAGUAUAAACUGACAUGUUGUCUACCCAAUCAAAGGAUCAGAGAAUGAAUCUAGUACUGAAAGCAUAAGCUACAGCUAGCUAGCACUGCAGUGCAUAAAAUAUGCUGAGUAGUUGACUCAAAGAGAGAGAAAGCCAAUAGUUGAACAGUUCUGAACAAAAUAAUUUCUUCAAAAAUGAAGGAGAAGCGAGAGAGAGAGAGAGAGAGAGAGAGAGAGAGAGAGAGAGAGAGAGAGAGAGAGAGAGAGAGAGAGAGAGAGAGAGAGAGAUUUCGUAUUUUUAUUUCACUUUCAGUUUCACGUAGCUAGCGAAUGCAGCUAGCUAGUUUAGCCUACUCAAAACACCCGGCUAAAACAGAGGGAUGCUUUGUUAGCUUGCUGGCUAUGACUAUCCAACACAACACUGGUACUUUUCCAAGUCAGGGUAAGCUUUUGGUUUUAUUAAUUUAUUUCCAUCGGUGCCCGCCGGUGUAACCGCUAUACUGCUUAGUGACUGUAACGUUACUGCAUGAUUGUAGGGGCUUUACGAACGCAUUAGUUAUAUUAGCUAUGUUGACUAGGACGUUACUUUAGCUAAUAAGGUGACAACGAUGUAGGCCGUGUGUAGCGGUUAGGAUAUGGUUUGGCUUGAAAAGGUUUUAUCGCCUGGUCACAUACUGCUGAUGUGUUGUGCAUUGAAGUCCACAAACGAAGGGAAAAGGUGAGUGAACUGUGUUUACAAGUGAUCAGGGGUGUAUUCAUUUAUUUUAAUAUUUUUUUUUGUUAAUUUUUUUUAUUUAAUCUUUAUUUAACCAGGUAAGCCAGUUGAGAACAAGUUCUCAUUUACAACUGCGACCUGGCCAAGAUAAAGCAAAGCAGUGCGAUAAAAACAACAACACAGAGUUACAUAUGGGGUAAAAAAACAUAAAGUCAAAAAAUACAACAGAAAAUAUAUAUACAGUGUGUGCAAAUGUAGCAAGUUAUGGAGGUAAGGCAAUAAAUAGGCUAUAGUGCAAAAUAAUUACAAUUAGUAUUAACACUGGAAUGCUAGAUGUGCAAGAGAUUAUGUGCAAAUAGAGAUACUGGGGUGCAAAAGAGCAAAAUAAAUAACAAUAUAGGGAUGAGGUAGUUGGGUGGGCUAAUUUCAGAUGGGCUGUGUACAGGUGCAGUGAUCGGUAAGGUGCUCUGACAACUGAUGCUUAAAGUUAGUGAGGGAGAUAAGAGUCUCCAGCUUCAGAGAUUUUUGCAAUUCAUUCCAGUCAUUGGCAGCAGAGAACUGGAAGGAAUGGCGGCCAAAGGAGGUGUUGGCUUUGGGGAUGACCAGUGAGAUAUACCUGCUGGAGCGCAGACUACGGGUGGGUGCUGCUAUGGUGACCAAUGAGCUAAGAUAAGGCAGGGAUUUGCCUAGCAGUGAUUUAUAGAUGGCCUGGAGCCAGUGGGUUUGACGACGAACAUGUAGUGAGGACCAGCCAACAAGAGCGUACAGGUCACAGUGGUGGGUAGUGUAUGGGGCUUUGGAGACAAAACGGAUGGCACUGUGAUAGACUACAUCCAAUUUGCUGAGUAGAGUGUUGGAGGCUAUUUUGUAAAUGACAUCGCCGAAGUCAAGGAUCGGUAGGAUAGUCAGUUUUACGAGGGCAUGUUUGGCAGCAUGAGUGAAGGAGGCUUUGUUGCGAAAUAGGAAGCCGAUUCUAGAUUUAACUUUGGAUUGGAGAUUCUUUAUGUGAGUCUGGAAGGAGAGUUUACAGUCUAACCAGACACCUAGGUAUUUGUAGUUGUCCACAUACUCUAGGUCAGACCCGUCGAGAGUAGUGAUUCUAGUCGGGUGGGCGGGUGCUAGCAGCGUUUGAUUGAAGAGCAUGCAUUUAGUUUUACUAGUGUUUAAGAGCAGUUGGAGGCUACUGAAGGAGUGUUGUAUGGCAUUGAAGCUCGUUUGGAGGUUUGUUAACACAGUGUCCAAUGAAGGGCCAGAUGUAUACAAAAUGGUGUCGUCUGCGUAGAGGUGGAUCUGAGAGUCACCAGCAGCAAGAGCGACAUCAUUGAUAUACACGGAGAAAAGAGUCGGCCCAAGAAUUGAACCCUGUGGCACCCCCAUAGAGACUGCCAUAGGUCCAGACAACAGGCCCUCCGAUUUGACACAUUGAACUCUAUCUGAGAAGUAGUUGGUGAACCAGGCGAGGCAGUCAUUUGAGAAACCAAGGCUAUUUAGUCUGCCAAUAAGAAUGCGGUGGUUGAGAGAGUCGAAAGCCUUGGCCAGGUCGAUGAAGACGGCUGCACAGUACUGUCUAUUAUCGAUCGCGGUUAUAAUAUCGUUUAGGAUCUUGAGCGUGGCUGAAGUGCACCCAUGACCAGCUCGGAAACCGGAUUGCAUAGCGGAGAAGGUACGGUGGGAUUCGAAAUGGUCGGUGAUCUGUUUGUUAACUUGGCUUUCAAAUACUUUCGAAAGGCAGGGCAGGAUGGAUAUAGGUCUGUAACAUUCCGCCGACUCUGUUGAAAAACGUUUCUUAAACGGAAGCAAACGGAACGAAACGGGGAUAAAUGUGUCGCUGUGUGCAGCUACGUUGUAAACGUUCAUUCAUAGGCUAGGUUGUAACAACCUCAUGAUGGGAAAAUUUGAUUAUCACGUAGAUGCCUAAACCUAUCGAUGUUACAUUGAACUGGGUUAAUGGAAUAUGAAUGACAGUCAUCCAAUAUGCUGUAAUAGAAAUAAGGCCAUGCUCAUACAAAAAAAAUCAUCCACCCUCAUCAUAAACGGCACUGACCGCCACUGGUUUCGAUAGAAGAUUUCCCAUUCCUGUCACUGCUUAUGUUAAUCUAGUUUCCCUUCUGCUUACUCCUGCUUUAUGGGGGAGGAGCUUUUGUCGAGUGUUUUCACACAGGUAUGUUAGUAAAGAUGGAUUGCUUGUGUAUUGCCUACAGUAAACACUCAGAUUCCUCUGUCUAGACUCCUUCUAUCUACUGAUGAUGACCUGACGGACUCCGCUCUUCCCUUCUCCUCCCUCUCUGUCUCUCUAGGAUUAUUUUUCCUCCUCAGCUGGUCCCUCUUCACCUACCAGCACCGGGCAGAGAUCAGCGAUGACUUUACCUGCCUGGGCUCCUCCUUUUGGCUGGGCGCCCUGGGCUGGGCCCUGCUAUUGGUUGCUCUGCCUGUGGUCUUCCUGGUGGAGCAGUGUGUGGUCCCGGACAUCCUGCCAGAUCUCAUGAAGGCCGCUGAAGGGUGGCGGGGCGCUUCCCAGGUACCGUACGUCCAGCGCUUGUUCACCGUGAGUCACCAGCAUUGUCAUGAAGACCAGAGUGAUGAAGACGUUGAGAGAGGGCUGAGGAGGUACAUGUCUGUACCCUGAGAGGAGGAAUAGAGAGGACACAGGACAGUGAUGGUGUAUUAGUGUAACCUUCUUCAGGUUCAGACACUGAGCUGACUGCAGAACUGGACUGGACUGAGCACACAGCUGAUAGGGGUCCAUGUUCACUAGGGAGAGGAGCUUCUAGUCCAUGUCUGUAUCAGAGAUUUCUCCACUGUAGGAGAAUGUUCACAGAAGCACUCUGAAAAUAUGUAAUAUUAGACAAAUAAAAUAAAAUGUUGUUGGUCGCACACACAUAUUUUGCAGAUGUUAUCGCAGGUGCAGCGAAAUACUUAUGUUUCUAGCUCCGACAGUGCAGU